Messenger RNA from Pogona vitticeps (central bearded dragon), 3111 nucleotides. RefSeq names its product solute carrier family 32 member 1 (gene SLC32A1). Lineage: Eukaryota; Metazoa; Chordata; Lepidosauria; Squamata; Agamidae. The record is from RefSeq and is a predicted model, not a curated record. Gene Ontology annotation, molecular function: L-amino acid transmembrane transporter activity. Gene Ontology annotation, biological process: amino acid transmembrane transport. Gene Ontology annotation, cellular component: vacuolar membrane.
CCCGUCGCCUCACACCCGCUCCUCUGCAUUGCAUUGGCACGACUGACGCCGGCGAGACAACCCACCCGCCUCUCUGCUCUUGAGGAGGAGGAAGAGGAAGGACGUCAGGGGAGAGCAAGACCAGGCGGCUCGGGCAUCGCGAGCUGGGCGUCCCAAGUACCUCUGGCCGCUGCCACUGACAACCCUCUCCGUUCAUCCCCAUCCUCUCGGGAGCCUAUGCCCCAAGCAGAAGCCCAGAGGAUCCCAUGGAGGUGCCAGCCUGGAGGAGCCUCUAAGCGGUGUCAUGGUCCAAGGGGCACUGCGGAGGCGAAGGUCCAGUUCCAAGCGAGAGUGGAGAUAGCGCCCUGGUAAUAAGCGCAUCACCUGCCGCCGUCGGUGUGGGCGGCAGCCAAGCAGCCAAGGAGAAGAGCCCACCUCGCCCUGGGCGCAGAAGCCCAUCUCCCUCCCCUCUUGCUUUCCGUGCUGCUCAUCUUAUUUUUGUUCCCCUCCCCAACCCCCUCCUCGUUUUUUUCCAGGCGUGUGGUAGGUCUUGGCAAGCCCUUCCUUACCCCUCACUCACCCUCACCUCCCCCCACCCACCCAUCCACCCGCUGGCACCCGCGUCCCUAGCCGAGCCAGGCAGCCGACGGCGCGGGCAUCAUGGCGACGCUCAUCCGCAGCAAGAUCUCCAACGUGGCCACCUCGGUUUCCAACAAGUCCUCGGCCAAAGUCAGCGGCAUGUUCGCCCGCAUGGGCUUCCAGGCGGCGACGGACGAAGAAGCGGUGGGCUUCGCGCACUGCGAUGACCUGGACUACGAGCACCGGCAAGGGCUGCAGAUGGACAUCUUGAAAUCCGAAGGGAGCGAGGAAGGGGGAGAGCCGCCCCUGGAAGGGGACAUCCACUACCAGAGAGACGGCACCGGGCCCCUGCCUCCCUCCGCCUCCAAGGAACAAGACGUCUGCUCCGAGGUCUCCGGCCACGGGAAGCCCAGGAUCACAGCCUGGGAAGCCGGCUGGAAUGUCACCAACGCCAUCCAGGGGAUGUUUGUUCUUGGUCUGCCCUAUGCUAUACUUCAUGGUGGAUACCUAGGACUCUUUUUAAUUAUUUUUGCAGCAGUGGUUUGCUGCUAUACUGGGAAAAUCCUCAUUGCCUGUCUCUAUGAAGAGAAUGAAGAUGGGGAGAUAGUCAGGGUGAGAGACUCCUAUGUGGACAUUGCAAAUGCUUGCUGCGCUCCCAGGUUUCCCUCCCUUGGGGGCAGGAUUGUGAAUGUGGCUCAGAUCAUAGAGCUGGUCAUGACCUGCAUCCUCUAUGUUGUGGUCAGUGGCAACCUAAUGUACAACAGCUUCCCAAACUUGCCGGUCUCCCAGAAAUCUUGGUCCAUCAUUGCAACAGCAGUGCUCCUGCCUUGUGCUUUCUUGAAGAACCUCAAGGCUGUCUCCAAGUUCAGCUUACUCUGCACCUUGGCUCAUUUUGUGAUCAACAUUUUAGUAAUUGCCUACUGCCUCUCCAGAGCCCGUGACUGGGCAUGGGAAAAAGUCAAGUUUUACAUUGAUGUGAAGAAGUUCCCCAUCUCCAUUGGUAUCAUUGUCUUCAGCUACACCUCCCAGAUCUUUCUGCCUUCCUUGGAAGGGAACAUGCAGAACCCCAAGGAAUUCCACUGCAUGAUGAACUGGACUCAUAUAGCUGCUUGCAUCCUGAAGGGACUUUUUGCAUUGGUAGCCUACCUGACGUGGGCUGAUGACACCAAGGAAGUCAUCACAGACAACUUGCCCUCCACUAUUAGGGCUGUUGUUAACAUUUUUUUGGUGGCCAAAGCCUUGCUCUCCUACCCAUUGCCCUUCUUUGCAGCUGUGGAAGUCCUGGAGAGAUCCCUCUUCCAAGAUGGAAACAGGGCCUUCUUCCCCAAUUGUUAUGGUGGUGAUGGGAGGCUCAAAUCUUGGGGGCUCACUCUUAGAUGUGCCCUAGUAGUUUUCACCUUGCUGAUGGCCAUUUAUGUCCCCCAUUUUGCCCUCUUGAUGGGCCUCACAGGCAGCCUCACAGGGGCAGGCCUCUGUUUCCUCCUUCCUAGCCUCUUCCACCUCAAGCUGUUGUGGAGGAAGCUUUUGUGGCACCAUGUUUUCUUUGAUGUGGCUAUUUUUGUAAUAGGUGGUAUAUGCAGUGUGUCUGGGUUCAUUCACUCUUUAGAAGGUCUCAUUGAAGCUUUUAGAACCAAUACAGAAGAUUAAAGGAUGGACUGAACUGGUUGCAUUAGAGGGUGGGGGAGAGAAAGAAAGAGAAUCACACAGAACAUCUACAUAGCUAUGUGAUGAUGCAUUCCACCCCCCCCAAAAAAGGAGAAAUGAUAUUAUUUUAGUUAAGUUUAGUCCCCAACAAAUUUUAUCACAAAGUUUCCAAAUCAAAUGCUUAUUGUGCAAAUUUUUAAAAUAAGUUAAAUAUAUAUUUUGUAUUAUUUAGAUAUUAAUAGAGAGAAGAUAUUUAAAAUAUUUCUUUUUCAUUCAGUAGUCUGAACUCUAAUCUUUCUAUGGGAAGUAAAUUGCUCUAUUUGGUAAUUGUAAGAGGUUUCAUGGUAAUAUUUUUGCAAACUGUAUGCAAUUCAGUCUCUCUAUAACUCCCUAUAUACAGUAUGUCAGUCCAACUGCUCAGUGUUACAGCGCUGGAGCAUACAACCUGGUGAACCUUAAGUGGCCUAGAUUGUAUGAGCAACAAGCUAAAAUGACUGUGAAGGCCAAUGAUGAGUCUAGCAAGCAGUAGUGUUUACACUGUAUACUAAAACAACCACUAAAAACGGCUUAAUACUUCCAUACUAACUACACAUCCAAUAUCAGAGCUUCCCACUUUAAUUAAAAAUCACUUGGUCUACAGAUGAGACUAAGUUCCGUUCCAGAUCAGGAUGUUUUUUUUUAGUUCUAAAUUACAACAUCAGUGAGUAAAUAGUUGGAUUUGAAAAACAUUAUGGAGCAAAACACACACAAGAAAAUCAUUCUGUGCAACCACCAGAUCUGUGGAGCUGUUUCAAAUGUAUGUGUGGUGUAAUUGUGGUAAAUAAGAUGACAAAUGUAUAUCAGAAAAUUUAUCUUUAACAUAUAAUGUGGUACAUAAAUAUAUCAAACAAUAAAGAGAAACCAUAACAA